Molecule: messenger RNA, 1476 nt
Organism: Amoebophrya sp. A120
Lineage: Eukaryota; Dinophyceae; Syndiniales; Amoebophryaceae
Source: the annotation of a GenBank genome assembly
GCACAGUCACAUUGAGCUGUGUUUCAUGGUUUUCUAUAGCCUCACGAAUUACAUGGUGGUGUGUACUUUUCUUCAAGCAGCUGCACACGAACAUGCUCACAUUUUAUUUUUAUCAGAACGAAGAAGAAGACAGCGAUUUCACGAACAUGAUAUUUUUGUAGGCGACUUCAGAUUUCAUUUUUAUCAACAACAACGUUGUAGUUUAAUUCCAAUAAAAACGAUAUACGAGGAUAACGCACUUAGCUUCAUCUUGUAGGAACUGGGAAAAUCGUCUCAUUGUUCUAAAUUGCUAAGUACCACAUCUUCAGCAUUUCAAUAAGACAAAAAACAACAACUCGAAGAUGUCGGGCAUUAUGGAGUACAACGGUUCGGCCGUGGUGGCCAUGACGGGGAAGAAUUGUGUGGCCAUCGCCACGGACAAGCGACUCGGGGUUAGGCAGUUGACGACCGUCUCCUGCAACUUCCCAAAGGCGUUCGAGCUCACCGACAGGUGCUACAUGGGCCUGUCCGGCUUUGCCACCGACGUGCAGACGGUGUCGCAACUGAUGAAAUUCAAGUUGAAACUGUACCAGUUACGGGAGGAACGGACGAUGCAGACCGAGACAAUUAUGAACUUGAUCUCUACCACGAUGUACGAGAAACGGUUCGGCCCGUAUUUUGUGGAGCCGGUCGUGGCAGGCUUGGACGCGGAGAACAACCCAAAAAUUUGCAGCUACGAUUUUAUCGGGGCGCAGUCGAUCUCGUACAGAAAAUCAUGGAAUGCUUUUGAAUGAGAAUGAUCAUGUAGAAGUUCUUCUUAGCGAGGAGGCCAGGACGUAUGAUCCUCUAGGUCUAGAUUCUUGAUUUAUUCGUCACAUUAUAGCCAAAAUCCUAAAUCACCCUCAGGCACGACUUCACCUGUGCGGGGACCACUUCCGACCAGUUGAUGGGUGUGUGCGAAUCCUUCUGGAAACCCGACAUGAACCCGGACGAGUUGUUCGAAACGAUCUCCCAGUGCCUCCUGUGCGCCGUGGACCGUGACUGCCUGGCCGGUUGGGGCGGCGUGGUCCAUGUCAUCACGCCGGAGGGGGUGCGAACCCGGUCGUUGAAGGGAAGAAUGGACUAGUUUAUUUCAAUUGUGAUAGUAGACUCGAUGAGACGAGUGUGCUUGCGUGUGGUAGAAGAUAGAGUGGGUUUGUUUUUCACAGCGACGACGCGAAAUUGGUCUACCUGACCAGGUGUCUAUACGAACAUGGCGGGAACGGAAAAUUUCGAAAAAACGCAUUUUUUCUCGUCUCUAGUACCCCUAUCUCACUUUCUAGGCGCCGGCAGAAAUCGUAUGCGAUGGUGCUGCUGUCGUCGACAAGCAUUUUUUAAAGCGAAUACAAAAAAGGCAAAUUAUAGGAACGAAGCUGCAACACACGCACCCGCACGAGAUGACGGGCCAGAGCGCCAACAGAUCUUCGCGUCUGUGUCUCUUCAUUUAGAAGUAAAAAU